AUUGUGAAUGAGAAUGAAUCAGCUGGAAAUUGGAAUUGAGACUUGACUCGCAUGACUCCACUGAGUAGUGUCUAGUGAGUGUAUUGUGUAGUAGUGAGUCACUGAGUGUGUUGAUAUUUGACUCUAUGUUCGUGGGGUGGUAUUCUGAAAAUUCUCUUAACUUUUCUUACUUUCAUCCUAGUUCCAACGAUUAUUUUAGUAAAAAAAACCCAACAAAAAUGAAGGUUAGUGUUGCCAACUUGGAUAACGCCCUCAUAAGUCUGGAGGUGAGUCCGGAGAUUGAGUUGGAGAACUUCAAAGUCUUGGUGGAGAUGGAGUUAGGGCUGUCGGCAAGCGAGUGUGUCAUCCUCUUCAACGGAAGACCCAUGCUGGACAUGAAGAAGACUCUGAGUGCUUACGGCGUAUCCGACGGUGAAGUCCUCCUCCUCCAGCCGUUGCCGACGAUGCCGCCGCAGAAUCCGCAAUCACAACAAGCUCGACUUCCUGACUUCAGCAAUAUCAGAGUACCUGGGUCGUCUCCAAGAGGACCUAGACCAACUGGUGCUGGGCCAUCCACUAGACCAGUUCCAAGACCAGGCCCCAUUGAAGAGGACCCAGCUAGACUGAUGGAGAUGCUGAAGGCCAACCCAGCCGAGGUGGCUAUUUUGAAAGAGAACAACCCACCUUUAGCGGAAGCCCUAAAUGAAGACAAUCUACAAAAAUUCACAGAGGUGCUUGAGAGACAGCGGAAGGAGAGAGCCGAGCGUGAAAGACAGCGGAUUCUCUUACUAAAUGCAGAUCCGUUUGAUCUCAGUGCACAAACUAAGAUAGCUGAAACUAUAAGGCUGCAGAAUGUAGAAGCCAAUAUGGAGACGGCCAUGGAGCAUGCACCAGAGAGUUUUGGCCAGGUCGUAAUGCUCUACAUCGAUUGUACGGUCAACGGUCAUCCAGUGAAAGCUUUUGUAGAUUCAGGAGCCCAGAUGACGAUCAUGAGUCAAGCGUGUGCCGAGAGGUGUAACAUCAUGAGACUGGUAGAUAAACGAUGGGCGGGCGUGGCCAAGGGGGUCGGCACCCAAAAGAUCAUCGGCAGGGUACAUUUAGGUCAGAUUCAAAUAGGCGGUGUCUACCUACAGUCAUCAUUCUCAAUUCUUGAAGAUCAACCUAUGGACAUGCUUCUUGGUCUUGAUAUGCUUAAAAGACAUCAGUGCUGUAUAGAUCUAAAGAGGAGCUGUUUGGUGAUAGGUACCACGGGGACGGAGACACCAUUCCUCAGCGAAGCAGAUAUACCGGUAGUAGACCGCAACAGCCAGGGUGUGCCAAUGGACGUGAGAGAAGCGGAAGAUAGGAGUCUAGCAGAAGCACUGGCUAAAUCAGCAGCAGAAUCAGGUGCUGUAGGUGGGCCUUCCACUUCAGGGGCGACUGCCUCUGGCGCCGGUUCAAGCUCAGGAAGGGUCUUGGGGUCACCUGCAACCUCCAAUUCGUCAUCCUCGUCAUCAUCAUCCGCUGCUGCCGCCUCUCGAAUGUUCCCAGAAGCGGACGUCAAAAAGCUCGUCGACAUGGGCUACCCUCGCGACCUAGUCCUGGCAGAACUCCGGAAAACAGGGGGCAAUGUGAACAAAGCCAUGAUGGCACUCUUUGCCAAGUCAGUAUCAGUCCCGAAACGGUGACCCACCCGCGAGUAUGAACAGUGUGCGGGGCAGGAUGUCAUUCCAAGAAUUUUUUGCGAGUUUUGAUAUACGCUAUUUCUUACGGUGUCUUUGAUUUUUUGUGUCAUCAACGUGUCAAUGUCUCAGCAAGUCAAGUGCUUCCAACUGCUACAAUAAAGAAACGUGUCGACUCUUUUGAGUUUUUGGCACGCUUGAAAAUCCUGUGACCUGAUCCAAGCAGAGCAUGGAUACAAUUUGUAACCAUCGCACCAUAAAAUAGAACAUGCAAUCAGCUUUCAUCCUAAUGUCUUAUUGUCGCAAUGAUUGUAAAAAAAAGGGUAUUUAUAUUGUAAGGGGUUAAAGGUGCUCCUGUAUUACUCCUGCUAAGCCAGGCUACCGAUUUUGGUGCUGAAUGCUUUUUGAGGAAUUCUUUCCUGCCAAUCACAUAAAGAUUUUAGUACUCGAUCUUUGUGAAUAAUAUUCUUCUACACAAAUUUGCAAAGUUGGAGGCCGAUGUCGUCUCAGUGAUUAUAGAAUAAUGAAUAAUUAUUUAUAAUUCAGAUGUUACUAAGCGCACAAUGUUCUGACUAUAAAUUAAUUACCGCUAUCUGAAAAUAAACUUGCAAACAAUAAAUUGAAGAAAAAAAAUCACUUAUUUUCAGAAUCAGAAAAAAAAAAGAACAAAGUAAAGAUGUGCACCUUCAUAUGUGUGUAGACCAACCCUCAACUAAUUAAGUGGGAAAAAUUUUAAGCAUUAUAAAGAAUGUCUUUUUAGCAAGGUCAUAAAUUGAAGUCAUACUAUUUGUGCUUGCAUGAAUUCUGCAAUAACUUUACUUGUUCAUUUUGGAAGAAUUUCAAACUAGCAGAGAUAAAGUGUAGGCCACAUAUUGCCGGCCUUUACCUUGGCCGAGUCACAUGUAUAAAGUCUAUAGGAGAAGGCUUUCUCCAGCACCCUCGUGGCACGGAAGUACCGGCCUCAUGGCUCGGAAGUACUGGCCUUGACUACAUCCUUGUAAAUUAGGAUGUUCAUAGAAAGAGCAGAGUGUGGGAACCCUUGGGUCGAUGUCACAUGUAUGUAGUCCCAUAUACUCACAAAAUGUGUACAUGGCAUGUGACUGUUGGUAAGACCCAAGUGUAUCUCUUAUCAGUUCUUGCUAUCGCUGCUCAUGUAUUCAGUCAUUGAGGGAGAGACAGAGGAUAAGGCUGCUACUGCCUGCCAUAGGUAAUAUUGAUUAAAGUUAACUUGAGCCUUUUCCCAAUCACUUCCAAGAAUCAAACUUUGUGGUGAACCUUGACAGUAAUUUUCUUUUCACACACAAAGACAUUUUAAGUGUCAAUUUUAUUACUGCAUGUUAUGCAUGAGACUAUCUCCAUAUCGGCCAGAUAUUGAUGACCAACUUGCUUUGCAAGAUGACCAAAACGUCAAGGAAAUUUACUUGAACAUGCUGUAGUCACUGAAUUUUCUUGAUAAGUUAUCAGUUAAUACCAAGUGUUUUAUAAUAAUUUUAGAUAAUGUUUUUAAAUGUAAAGGUUUGUUUAUGUGAAUUCAUGUACUUGUACCUUCAAUAAUGAGUGAGCUAAUCCAUUUUGAAAUUGUCUGUUGCAAAGGAACUUUGAUUACAAAGAGUUGGUAAAUGCCACCUCAUGCGGUAAAUUGCCACUUGGUCUACUCUUAAUUUGGUCUCGGACAACAUGGUCCAGUCAAUGUUUGGUCUCACACCUCAUCCUUGUUCGUCUACAACCAGUUCAUUUGGUCUAAUUGCCAUUUAGCCUGAUUAGAUAUUUGUCUGAUUAUCCAGUUAUUAGGCUCUACUCAUAUCUCGUCUGCUGUUAAAUAAAGGAGUGAACAGAAGGCCUUCUCUGUCAGGAAUUGAAACAAGUUUUAUAUGUGCUACUCUUGAGAGGAGACCCACUUGCAGACAUGCCAACCAUUCCCUAUUUAGAGUAUUCCUCUUUUUCCUCUUUCCUCUUUUUUGCUGUAACUACACCAAUACUUUUUUGUAUGAUUUGUUACUUUUUUUUAAUAAUUAUUGAUCAUGGAGUAUGUAUUAUACACAGCGUGUGACACCAGUGCCGGUCCGACAGUCCCAGACCGGUAAAAAUCACCGUCGGGCCAGUAACUUGUUGCAUGAAAAGAACAAGUAAAUUCUUGCCUACAAGCACAUUUUUAAAAGGGUGAAUUAUCAAGUUUUCAAGUAGAGUCAUUUCACAUGUUUUUUUCACCGAUCUCACUACAACAGGCUGGCGAUUGUUACAUUGAGACAAAUUUUUAAAAAUACUCUUUUUGUCAAAAAAUACCUUAUUUUCAUUAUAAGAAUACUUAUUUCGGUUAUAAAAGGUUGGCAGGUAUGCACUUGUUGAUCAAAGUUUCUAUCAGGGUCUGUGCAAGUAGACUAACUUGUAUCCACUUGGUCUAUCAUCACCCGUCUACUGUAUAUGAUUAAGUGAACUUUUUUUUAAUGUGGCAAAGUGCAAAAUAAUACUAUUAAGUGACAAUUAGACCAAGUGAGUAUUAGAUUAAGUGAUGCUUAGACAAAACAGUAAUGAGACCAAGGAAUGUUGCAUUAAAGUGUAAUGUUGGAAAAGUGUUUUGGUUUUACUGGUAUGUUUUUCACACAUUCCAACUGUUGCAAACGUGUAACAUAUAACAAAGUCAUUCGGGUCACUUAUUCUCAAAACAAUUGUUGAACAAGUAAUUACUGACACUUCUAAACUGAAGUACUUACAGAAGCAUUUAUAUUAUCAGAUUUUUAAUAUUGCCCUAUAAUUUCUAAUGUAAUAUUUAGAGUUUUUGACCAAUAUUUUAAUCAUUACAUUUUUACAAUUUUAUGAAAAUCAGGCUAUAUGUACUGUAUGUACCUUGUACAUCCAACCAACUAAAUAUGGGACAUUUCCGAAGAAUUUGUCUCUAUCAUAUGAAAACUGUAAUGCUUUCAAAUUAAAUCCCAAAGUGAAGUGAGAAUGGUGAAAAAUGUAAAUCUAGCAUACAUACAUGUUGAUUAUUUCAUGGAAUUUUCCAAUUUUGUUGUCAAAUAUUUGAAUGUGACCUCAAUACUUCUUCUAACUUGUAAAUCUUUGCACGGGAAAGCAAGGCAUUGAAAUGAAAGAAUGGCAAUCUAUUUGGUUUCAUUUUUCAGACAAAUGCACAUACAUGUUGUAUUCAACAAAUGACGAUACUUGCCAACUUCAUCUCAUUAUUUUGCCUGGUAAUUCAGUAUGUGAUACAUUAUCUACAAUUUCUAAAGUAACCAUGACAUUGUAGAAUUUCAUUGUCAUGAUACAUAUUAAUUUAUUCAGCAGGUAAAUCUGUGUCAUGUUUAAACAAUGUUGUUAAGGUGCCAACAGAGACAUUUUACUAAAAUUAUAAUUUUGAAAGGCAUUUGAAUACCAUUCCGAAAGAUUUGUUCUCAAAGAUUUUGUACUUAAUCCAGAUACCCCUCAAAAGAAAACAGCACCUGAAAAUACAUACCUGAUGUCUGAAGACAAGUCUUACAGACAUGAAAUAUUUAUAAACUAAAAGGUUGAUUGAGGCAUUUUACUAUCUUUUCAUAACUUUUCAAACUUUCAAUGCAUAAUAUAUUUCAAUUUAAGGCUUACAGCAUAAUGACCCCAUAAGUAUCCAUGAUUGAUUACUGUUUAAUUGUAGUUGUGCAUUCCAAAAGUUUGACAUCAAUCCUGAUCAGAUACGUUUUUAUACCAUUUUAUUCUGAAAUUGAUUAUUGUGAGUGAAUUUUAUUGUAAGUAUAGGAGACCAAUGAAGAUGUUUUCAUUUUAUAUUUCUGUAUUGUAUCUGUCUGUUGUACUUCUCCCCCUUUAUGUCUCCUUAUUUAUCUUCUCCCUCUCAUUUUCCUCUUCCUCUCCGUUUCCUCUUCCUUCCUCUUGAUCUCCUCUCCUUUCUCUAUUUCUACCUUGUCUUCUCUUACUCUCCCCAUCUGUCUGCCUCCAUCCUCUCAAUCCUUUCCAUUUUCUCAUUCUACUACCAGAAGCAACAAUUUUAUGUGUUACAUAUAUUACAGUGUUGGACAUGUACAAACAGAAACAUGAACUUAUUUACAAAAUACCAAA
Messenger RNA from Lytechinus pictus (painted urchin), 5690 nucleotides. RefSeq names its product protein DDI1 homolog 2-like. The transcript has 9 exons. Bases 126 to 1646 code for a protein of 506 amino acids. Lineage: Eukaryota; Metazoa; Echinodermata; Echinoidea; Temnopleuroida; Toxopneustidae. Gene Ontology annotation, biological process: proteolysis. The record is from RefSeq and is a predicted model, not a curated record. Gene Ontology annotation, molecular function: aspartic-type endopeptidase activity; protein binding.